AUGGCUGCCGAAUGGGGCCUGGGCUGGCUGGGUGUGAGCCUGGCCCUGCUGGCCCUCGCCCCAGUGUGCCAGAGCUGCCCGCCACGCUGUGACUGUGUGGCUCAGCUCCGCUCCGUGUCCUGCCAGCGCAAGCGACUUUCGGGUGUUCCUGAAGGCAUCCCGACUGAGACACAACUGCUGGACCUCAGUCGGAACCGGCUGCGUUGGGUGGGGCCUGGAGACUUUGCACCGUACCCUAGGUUAGAGGAGGUGGACCUGAGUGAGAACCUGAUAUCCACCCUAGAGCCCAAUGCCUUUGCCAGUCUGCAGGCCUUGCGCACGUUGCAUCUUCGAGGAAACCAGUUGAAGCUGGUGCCUAUGGGUGCCUUUGCUCGCCUGACGAACCUCACCAUCCUGGACCUGAGUGAAAACAAGAUUGUCAUUCUGCUGGACUAUACAUUUCAGGACCUGCAUAGCCUCAAACACCUAGAGGUUGGUGACAAUGACCUGGUCUACAUUUCCCAUAAGGCCUUCUCAGGGUUGCUGGGACUGGAGGACUUAACAAUAGAAAGAUGCAAUCUGACUUCAAUCUCUGGACAAACCCUGUCCUACCUGCGCAACCUGCUCACCCUCCGACUACGCCACCUUAGCAUUCCUGCCCUUGAGGACCAAAACUUCCGCAAGAUGACCGCUCUGCGUGGGCUUGAAAUUGACAACUGGCCAUACCUGGAUUACAUUUCCCCUUUAAGCUUUCAGGGACUAAACUUGACCUGGCUGUCCAUCACUUAUACCAACAUUACCACUGUCCCGUCAGCUUCCUUCCGCAACCUAGCCUACCUGACUUCCCUUAAUCUCUCCUAUAACCCCAUAUCUGUGCUAGAACCCUGGGCAUUCAAGGACCUCAUGAGGCUAAAAGAGCUGCACAUGGUCAGCACAAACCUGCAGACGGUGCAGCCUUAUGCUCUGGGUGGUCUGAGGCAGAUCCGAGUACUCAACCUGUCUAACAAUGAACUGGUUACACUUGAGGAGAGCUCUUUCCAUUCUGUCAACAGCCUUGAGACUUUACGCGUUGAUGGAAACCCUCUUUCUUGUGACUGCCGCCUACUUUGGAUUCUGCAACGCAGACGUACUCUAAACUUUGAUGGAAAGAUGCCAGUAUGUGCUGGUCCGGCUGAGGUACAGGGUAAUAUACUGAGCAGUUUUCCAGAUUCUGCGCUGUUUGACUACUUCACCUGCCAGAAGCCAAAGAUUCGUAACCGGAAGCUUCAGCAGAUGACAGUGCGUGAGGGACAGUUGGUAUCCUUUCUGUGCCAUGCUGAUGGUGAACCGGUGCCUGCUAUUAUCUGGAUCUCACCACAACGGCGAAAGAUCAGCUCAAAAAGCAGCAGCAGGAUCACAGUUCUACCAGGUGGAACACUAGAGAUUCGUUAUGCCCAAGUGACAGACAGUGGCACGUAUAUCUGCAUUGCCAGCAAUGCAGGCGGCAAUGACACCUACUUCGCAACGCUGACAGUGAAAGGACAGCCUCUGGACUCAGCGCUGUUCGGCAACAGGUCGCUGUAUGCAGUAGAUUUUAACGACACCAAUCUGAACAGUACGCGUGUCUUCCUUAAAUUCACACUGGACCUCACCACCAUCCUGGUGUCCACCGCCAUGGGUUGCAUCACUUUCCUGGGCGUGGUACUCUUCUGUUUCCUGCUGUUGUUCGUGUGGAGCCGCGGGAGGGGUCAACGCAAGAACAACUUCACAGUGGAGUACUCGUUCAGGAAAAGCGAGGGGCCCACGACCAGUUCGACUUCUGGAGCGACCCGCAAGUUUAACAUGAAAAUGAUAUGAAACCACGCAGCCAGGGGCCCACUAGGGGAGGCAUGAACACCCAACACAAACACACAGCUCUGAUUCGCAGAAAAAAGUAUAAAGGUUUUAGAAAUAAGAAAUAAGUAAUAUCACCUAACACCUUAAGUAAUAUCACCUUUAUCUUGAUCUCCCAAGCUGGAAAACGCUAUUAACAUUUAGAUAGCAGCUGAUGUUCACAUAAUUAAUAUAUUUUAUAAUUGAUAUAUUGUUUUUUU
Trichomycterus rosablanca is the source of this 2051-nucleotide messenger RNA. RefSeq names its product leucine-rich repeat and immunoglobulin-like domain-containing nogo receptor-interacting protein 3. The record is from RefSeq and is a predicted model, not a curated record. The coding region runs from base 1 to 1815 and encodes 604 amino acids. Gene Ontology annotation, molecular function: protein binding. The transcript has 2 exons. Gene Ontology annotation, cellular component: extracellular matrix. Lineage: Eukaryota; Metazoa; Chordata; Actinopteri; Siluriformes; Trichomycteridae.